AUGGAAGCCUGCUUUCUCACCUCAAACUCCUUCACCAAGACCUUGGAACUUAUCCCUUCAAUCAAAGCUAGAGUUCUCUCAUAUCCCAAGAGAAGUUCUAAUACAUUUCAGAGCAAAAGAGUUGCUCUCUCCACUUCCAUAACAUGUUGCCACAUGCGACCACCAUCACCAUCUGCUGAUGACUGUCGGCCUUUACUUGAAGCUGACUGGAGAUCGUUUAGAGCAAGAUUGGUUGCCAAUGAACAAGCACUGAGGCCCACUGAACCUUCCUCAACAGCAGACCCUGAUAUUGUUGUGGAUCAGCAGCCACCACAAAUCACAAUUGGGGACAAAUGGGCUCAUACCAUCCAUGAACCUGAGAAAGGUUGCCUGCUGAUUGCCACAGAAAAGCUUGACGGGGUCCACAUUUUCGAACGGACGGUCAUCCUUCUCUUGUCAAGUGGGCCAGCGAGCCCAUAUGGCAUCAUACUCAACCGGCCGUCCCUCAUGUCGAUCAAGGAAAUGAGAUCAACGGCGCUUGAUGUCGCGGGGGCGUUCUCCAAUAGGCCACUGUUCUUUGGCGGGCCAUUAGAGGAAGGGUUGUUUCUAGUCAGUCCAGAGAGGGGUUAUGAUAACGAUAGGGUGGCCAAGAGUGGGGUUUUCGAAGAAGUGAUGAAGGGAGUGUACUAUGGGACUAGGGAGAGUGCUGGUUGCGCAGCUGAAAUGGCGAGGAGGAAUGUAGUUGGGCUCGGCGAUUUCAGGUUCUUUGAUGGAUAUUGUGGGUGGGAGAAAGGGCAGUUGAAAGAGGAAAUACAAUCUGGUUAUUGGGCUAUAGCAGCUUGUAGCCCAAGUGUGAUUGGUCUUAACAAGGAAGGGACUGUUGGGCUUUGGGAGGAGGUUCUCUGGCUUAUGGGCCUAAAAAAUGUCUGCUGAGAGAACUUGUCUGAAUUGGGCAUAUAAGCUUGUAAAUGGGACUGCCAAGAUCACAAUAGGAUUAUUUUAUUUUAUUUUA
Messenger RNA from Populus nigra (black poplar), 991 nucleotides. RefSeq lists its product as uncharacterized. The record is from RefSeq and is a predicted model, not a curated record. The transcript has 2 exons. Bases 1 to 912 code for a protein of 303 amino acids. Lineage: Eukaryota; Viridiplantae; Streptophyta; Magnoliopsida; Malpighiales; Salicaceae.